UCAAUGUGACCGAUGGUAGUAUCUGCAGCAGCAGCAGCAGCAGCAGCAACAGCAAGGUCGACUAGAAAGGAUGAAACGAGAAGGGGAGAAAGAGGUAUCCGACCACUUAUGAGACCGGUAUUCGGGACUUUGGCGUAUGGGGAACUCGGAUCAUGCUACGUUGGAGGUGUGGGGUAAUAGGAUGAUCGGGGAUGGAGAUGGUGCAGUAUUGUUUUGACUCUUUCUGGUUUGUUUUUGACU
Molecule: messenger RNA, 240 nt
Organism: Neurospora tetrasperma FGSC 2508
Lineage: Eukaryota; Fungi; Ascomycota; Sordariomycetes; Sordariales; Sordariaceae
Exons: 1
Coding region: 13-177 (54 amino acids)
Source: RefSeq, a predicted model, not a curated record